Molecule: messenger RNA, 2902 nt
Organism: Pyrus x bretschneideri (Chinese white pear)
Lineage: Eukaryota; Viridiplantae; Streptophyta; Magnoliopsida; Rosales; Rosaceae
Product: YTH domain-containing protein ECT4
Exons: 9
Coding region: 174-2288 (704 amino acids)
Biological process (GO): mRNA destabilization
Cellular component (GO): cytoplasm
Molecular function (GO): mRNA binding
Source: RefSeq, a predicted model, not a curated record
GUGAGACCCAUUGUUCUCUCUUAUCUCUCUCUCACUCGGACUCUGUCUCUGAGCAUCGAGAUUUCUCUCUCCGAUUGCUAAAACCCAUAUCACCUCUCUCUGGGAUUUAGGGUUUUUGGUAAUACUUGGGGCAGAGAAGGAGAAGUAGAAGAUCUAGCUAUCAAUUGACGGUCAUGGCCACCGUUGCUCCUCCUGUGGAACAAGCAGCAGAUUUGCUACAGAAGAUGUCAUUAGACUCUCAAACCAAGACUCUGGAAAUUCCUGAGCCUACCAAGAAGCCUUCUGUUAACCAAUACGGUUCUAUUGAUUCUGGCAAUGCUGCAAAUGGACAGAUCCCAUCAGAGCGCUCUGUUACCCCUUUGUUACCUGAUUUUGUGGAUCCAUCUAUGUGCUAUCUCCCGAAUGGUUAUCCGUCUACUGCGUAUUACUAUGGAGGCUAUGAUGGGACUGGCAAUGAGUGGGAUGACUACUCGAGAUAUGUAAAUCCUGAGGGAGUAGAGAUGACUUCUGGUGUUUAUGGGGACAACGGGUCUCUGUUAUACCACCAUGGGUAUGGGUAUGCACCAUAUGGCCCAUAUUCUCCGGCGGGUUCCCCUGUUCCGACUAUGGGAAAUGAUGGUCAGUUAUAUGGACCUCAGCAGUACCAAUACCCUCCUUAUUUCCAGCCUCUGACUCCAACCAGUGGACCGUACACUCCCAGCCCUGCUGCCCCUCAAACUGAUGUCUCCACCUCUGCAGCUGCUGACCAAAAGCCUCUUUCUGUGGAAACAGCAAAUGGAAUUUCUAACGGCAUUUCGAACGGUGGAAGUGUGAAAGGAAAUAGCGUUUCAGCUCCCUUAUCAACAUAUCAAAACUCGUCUUUCAACUCCAAUGGUUCAUAUGGAAGGGGUGCUUUGCCAGGACGUGUUCCUACUCCUGGAUACCAAGACCCAAGAUUUGGUUUUGAUGGGUUGCGUUCUCCUCUUCCAUGGUUAGAUGCCCCACUUUUUUCAGAUGGGCAACCUAGACCAGUGACAAGUACAACAAUUACUUCGUCAAUCUCCAAUGGCAAUACCAAUUUGUCCUCGAGGAAUCAGAAUUACCGUCCAAAUUCUCAUUACAUGGGUUUGCACCACCCAAGGCCAUUGUCAGGAAUGGGUACAUCUCAAGGGUUUAUAAAUAGGAUGUACCCAAGCAAGCUGUAUGGUCACUAUGGAAACACAGUUAGAUCUGGUAUGGGCUUUGGGUCUCAUGGUUAUGAUUCACGAACCAAUGGACGCUCAUGGCUUGCUGUUGACAACAAGUAUAAACCCAGGGGAAGAAAUGGUGGCUACUACGGAUAUGGUAAUGAGAACAUGGAUGGAUUAAAUGAACUAAACAGGGGACCUCGGGCGAAGAGCUCCAAGAAUCAAAAGGGAUUUGCCCCUAAUGCAUUAGCAAUCAAAGGGCAGGUACCAACGAAUCCUAGUAAUGAUGAGGAAAAGGAAAAAAUCAGUGUCCCAGACCGAGAACAAUACAACAAAGCAGAUUUUCCCGAGGAGUAUACCGAUGCCAAAUUCUUCAUCAUUAAGUCAUACAGUGAGGAUGAUGUUCAUAAGAGCAUUAAGUACAAUGUUUGGGCCAGUACGCCAAAUGGCAACAAGAAGCUUCAUACUGCGUACCAGGAGGCUCAGGAGAAAUCUGGUGGCUGCCCUGUUUUUCUUCUCUUUUCGGUCAAUACCAGUGGACAGUUUGUUGGCCUUUCCGAGAUGUUGGGCCCCGUUGAUUUUAACAAGAACUUGGAAUACUGGCAGCAAGACAAGUGGAAUGGCUGUUUUCCUGUCAAGUGGCAUAUCGUUAAAGAUGUUCCCAACAGUUUGCUGAAGCACAUUACUCUUGAAAAUAAUGAGAACAAGCCUGUUACCAACAGUAGGGACACUCAGGAGGUUAAAUUGGAGCCAGGGCUUAAAAUAAUUAAAAUCUUCAAGGAACAUAUAAGCAAAACUUGCAUUCUGGAUGACUUUGGGUUCUAUGAAGCCCGUCAGAAGACAAUCCAGGAGAAGAAGGCUAAGCAACAGCAGUUUCAGAAACAGGUAUGGGAAGGAAAAACCAAUGAUGAGAAGAAAGUGGUGGCAAAUGGGCAACUGAAGACUCAAAAUUCAUUGGAGGUUCCCGCCGAGUUGACCAAGGAAUCUGUUCCGGCUGUGAAUGGAAGUGAGGACCCGAAAGUUGCAGAAAAUGGAUCAAUUGCAUCUGGAGAUGCCCCAAAGGGUGCUAAGCCAGUUGUGUCAGAGAAGAGGGUUGUAGCGAACGGGGUUGCGAAUGGUUGAUAGUUUCUGCCUUGCGUAAUGGCGGUCCAUGCUCUUGUGGUGUUCUUGUAAAGGUUUGCGUUGGAAGUGUGCUGGUGUUAAUGAAUAUGUUGAAGAAAACUAGUAUCCAAUGCUCUGCCUACUUGUGUGGACCGCCGUCCUGAUGACCAUGACUUGCCCUGCUAGAAUAGUCAAUAGUUCAUUGAGGAAUGGCAAGUCAAUAAUGUCUAGAAUUUCUUGUAUCUUGUUCUUGAGGCAGGCUAGGGAUCCGAGUAAUCGUAGUAGUUCCACCCCUCCUCCCUCCCCCACAGUUUUUCAUUUGGGUUGUCUAUUUACAGGUGUUUUCGCUGAAGCUCUAACAGGUUUUGGGUUGCCUAGGAUUUUGGGUUUAGGGUUUCUUCUAUUCCAGUCGUGCUUAUAUCUCUAGUAUGUGUUUUUUUUUUGUUUACUUUAAUUUUUUUUUAACUUUCUCCAUGUUUUACCUUUUGCCUUUUACUAGUUUGGUUAUUUCCUGUCUUGUAUGUCUAGAUCAUACCUCCUCCUCCGUUGGGGAGUAAGUUUUUUGCGUUUGUAUUUGUAAGUGAGCUAGAAGCAAGGUGGGAAAAUAUUGCAAUAUAGUCAGCUUUAAGAAUUUA